Messenger RNA from Pseudovirgaria hyperparasitica, 2192 nucleotides. RefSeq names its product WD40 repeat-like protein. The record is from RefSeq and is a predicted model, not a curated record. Gene Ontology annotation, molecular function: protein binding. Lineage: Eukaryota; Fungi; Ascomycota; Dothideomycetes; Acrospermales; Acrospermaceae. Gene Ontology annotation, cellular component: mRNA cleavage and polyadenylation specificity factor complex. The transcript is spliced from 3 exons. Bases 238 to 2082 code for a protein of 614 amino acids.
CGUCGCUCGUGCCCGUACUGUUGCGAAAUAUCUUAUCCAUCCUCAAUUGCAGUACUCCCUCGAUUACCGUAGAGGGACCUUUCCAUCCUCAAUCGCAGUACUCCCUCGGAUACUGUAGGACGACUUUUCCAAAACUUGUCGAACUGAACCCACGAACGGAAUCUGCCCUGCGUCGAGGCCUUCCUCUUACCACCCUCAUCUGAGCUUUAUGUGGCCAUCAUACACUCCCCGGUGACAAUGGAUCGCGACAACGCCUUCCCGCAGCCCUACGAGGCAGGGAGGCCGCGCCCUAAACGCCCAGUCACUGACUAUGGCUCAACGAUGGUGCAAUGGAUGCGAAAUCGGAGACCAAAUCACAAGGGAGGAUCCGUAUUGGAGAUGGAAAGACCUAGCGCAAGCUAUAUAAUCGAUAUGCUCCCGCCUGCUGCGCGACCUACCAAUGCUGCCGCAACCAUUCCCGUCAGACACCUCCACUCCUCGCUAAACAAAAUCAAACAUCCAGUGAAUGUGGUUCGUUGGACACCAGAAGGAAGACGUCUACUCACAGGAUCUACCAGUGGUGAAUUCACAUUGUGGAACGGCAUGGGGUUCAACUUCGAGACCAUCAUGCAAGCACACGAUGCAGCGAUACUUGGGGCAGAUUGGUCUAGCAGUGGAGAAUGGCUAGUUUCCGGCGACAAAGCUGGAGUGGUGAAAUACUGGCAACCAAACUUCAACAAUGUCAAGGCCAUCCAGGCUCAUAAUGAGCCCAUCCGUGACAUGGCGUUUGCUCCCACGGACGUUAAAUUUGUCACGGCUUCGGACGAUGCUUCACUCAAAAUAUGGGACUUUGCUGCAGGUGCCGAAGAAUCUACCCUUACUGGACACAAUUGGGAAACUCGCUGUGUGGAUUGGCACCCUAGAAAGGGCCUGUUGGUAUCUGGAUCAAAAGACCACCAAGUAAAGCUCUGGGAUCCUCGAAGUGGAAGAUGUUUGACAACACUACACGGACAUAAGAAUUCGCUCCAGAAGACAAAGUUUGAGCCUGUCCAAGGAGACCUUCUUGCCACCUGCGCUCGAGACCACACAGCUCGGAUCUUUGAUCUGCGGAUGAUGAGAGAUGUGCUUCUGCUCAAGGGUCACGAAAAGGACAUUAUUACCCUUACGUGGCAUCCCGUACAUAAGAACCUCUUAUCCACUGGUGGCUUUGAUGGAGCACUCUUCCACUAUCUGCUAGACGAGCAGAACCUACCAGAUGGCGCUCCUCCAACCACAUCGGUGUAUGAAAGUGCAGAUCCUACGAAUGCACCGGCUCAGACAAUAUACCCCGCUCACAGAAUUGAACACGCACACGAAUAUGCCAUUUGGACACUUGAUUGGCACCCCUUGGGUCACAUCCUCGCAUCAGGCUCCAACGACAAGAUCACCCGUUUCUGGACGCGUGCCAGACCAGGCGAAAGCCACUAUCUCAACGAUACGUAUCACAUUGGGCGAAGCGCAGCCGAAGCUAUGGGUACAUGGAGCCGAGCAGAUGGCCGCCGACAGAUGCGUGAGGAAGAAGAACAAGAGGAAGAGGAUGAAGCAGAUGGUCUAGAGGACCAAAACGCGUUGUCGCGACCACCACUUGUUCCAGGCCUGCCAGGUAUAUCUCUCAACCCAGAAGGACAUACCGCGACGUCCUUUCUUCCAGGAAUCGGAAACACACCUGCUCCGCUGAUACCGCUUCCUGGUGCUAUGCCGCCUCUACUUCCAGGCAUGGAUCCAAAUAAGAUCGACAUGUCCAAGCUGCAUGAGAUGUUUGGCGGGCAGUUCCCUCCGCCUCCUAUCCCCCCUCCUAACGGUGCACCGCCUGGCUUCCCACCUCCACCUGGCGGUCUAUCUUUCCCAGGCUUUCCAGGAGGCCCACCGCCACCUCCGCAUAUGCUUCCACCUGGCUUCAUGCCUCCUGGUUUCCCACCACCCAUCCCGCCAUCACAGCAAGUGCCGAUCCCUCCGCAAAAUGGUGGAUGGGAUGCUAAUGGUAGGAGGCGUGCGCCAUUACCAAGCCAACAGGAUAGUCUCAUGGAGGAGAUGAAGAGAGGUAACUAUAGGAAGGCGAGAUGAGUGUUCUUCCUCGGGUAUGCAUCAGCGCUGGCGUUCAUAUAGGGAUAAUAUACAUCCAUCCUUUUAAAUACCAUGGCUUCGAACAUAUGAGUCCAUAAGACUCCGAGUUC